Aricia agestis (brown argus) is the source of this 1396-nucleotide messenger RNA. RefSeq lists its product as uncharacterized. The transcript has 2 exons. The coding region runs from base 144 to 1292 and encodes 382 amino acids. NCBI's taxonomy places the organism in Eukaryota, Metazoa, Arthropoda, Insecta, Lepidoptera, Lycaenidae. Gene Ontology annotation, molecular function: zinc ion binding; nucleic acid binding. The record is from RefSeq and is a predicted model, not a curated record.
ACCUUCAAUCUAAAUUACAAGGUCAAGCACGGGUGUGGUUUAACCGCUUGGAUUCCUAUAACUAUUCAUGGGACGAGUGGAAAAACCUACUCACAAGAGCUUUUCCCCGUCACCACGAUUAUGCAACUCUAUUGGAGGAAUUAAUGAACCGUAAGAAAUUACCUAACGAAUCUAUGACGAAGUAUUUUCAAGAAAAGUUAGCCAUGUGUUACAGAUGCCAGCUAAGUGAUAAGGCUGCUGUUUCGUGUAUUAUUAGAGGGCUACCACACGAGUUGCAUGCUAACGCUCAGGCAUACCAGUGCUCGAGUCCCGACGAGUUGUACGAGGGAUUUUUGUCAGCCGUCGAUAACUACCAAAUGACGCAGGUAACCAAGAGUUUAGUGAGUAACAGGAACAUAACAUCUCGGCCGAUGGAAGCAUCUGGUAGUAAAAAUUCUCGUCAACAACCUAUAUGCUAUCGAUGCAAUGAAGUUGGACACAUUGCUCCUGAGUGUAGCGCACCGGAUAAACGUAAGUGUUAUAGAUGUGGGAAGCAAGGCCAUGUUGCCACGAAUUGUAAACAGGAACCUGUGCCAAAUGCAAGCAAUAAAAGUCACGAAAAGAAGGUGCAAGUUUUGUUGAAUCUAAACGACAAUUAUAAGAAGAGGGUAAAAGUAAAUGGAGUUCUUGUUAAAUCUUUUAUCGAUACCGGAAGUGAAUUAAAUGUGAUUACGAAGACUGCUGCAGAUGCAAUCAAUUUACAAAUGGAACCAUCCAAUACCAUGUUAAAAGGAUUUGCAGGUUCGGCCGUUAAAGCUGACGGCUUAGUACAUUUUGAUUUGAAUGUUGAUGACAUCCAAUUACGUACGACUGCAGUUGUCACACGAGAAAAUUUAGGAGACAUAGCAUUAUUAAUUGGACAGCCAGUCAUAAAUAAUGAAAAAGUUGUUUUGAGUGUAUCAAAAGAUGGUGCAUUUUUCAAAAAGGUAACGGUUACUAAUUUAAAUCUUAUCGACACAAUUGAAGAAGCGUUAUGUUUUAGAGUUUUAGUAGCCGAAGAUACUGAAGUCCCGAUCGGAAGCAGCCUCGUGAGUGUGUACGUAGCCAAUCCACCUCCUGGAUAUUUGAGCACAAAACCGAGACAAUACAGCUUAAGUGGAGUCGUGUAUGCUCUUGGACGUGGAAUUUUACGGGAAGGCAAGGGCUACAUCAAAGUCUGUAACAUCGGGGCUCAGCCGAUAAUGUGGAAAAAGGAUGAGACUAUAACGAGAGCGGAGAGGUGCGACAUUGUGCCAGAGGAUGGCCGACUGUAACGGGCGGAGUGGAGUGGUGCGAUAAUCGGAGGAGGGGUGAAGGGUGCAACAGAGGAGACUGGCGGGAGAGGCGAGGAGAGGAGAGGGGAUGAUAUAAAAUGGCG